AUCAUUGUUUUAUGAGCAACUUUUUCUGCGUUAUUUCAAUUCAGUGGUAAUUUGACGGGAGUGAGUCGCUUCGCUUGCACUGGGCGCAAAGUGCAUGUUCACAGAGGACUGCAGAGGCGCUGUAAAGGGUGAUAGCUCUGGUCCGCACUACUAGGUGGCGUUAACGCACCCUAACGCUGGUUGCAACCCGCCGUAAAGCCCAGGGAGGAAGAAGAAGACGCACACGCUUGGGGGGCCGAGGGGGGGCGGGUAGUUCACCAUGUCGCUGUUUGCCGACCGCCAGAAGACACCGCGAAGAAGAAGUAGUAGUCGUUACUGAGAGAAGCCGGUGCCGUGGCAGAGCAGAGCCGACCGAAGUGAUUCUUCAAGCAGCCAGGAGGACCAGGAAUGGGAAACCUGCCGCUCUUCUCAGGGACUGCAGACAGUGUCAGUGGAGGGAGAUUCGUACGUCGGAGGAUCAGCAGCAGCAUAACUUAUUAUUACGCUCCGUUCUCAGAGGCAGGGGACAAGACAUUAUGUCCUGCCAAAGACUCUCAAACAGCCGCUGCUCUUUGCCCAGUCUCAGCCCUAAGUGACUCCUCUGUAGAUCCUUCCACCUCUCCAUUGCUCUCAGAUUCACCUUCACACACACCUGCCUCGUCCCAAAACCAAUCAGAAUCUGCCUUCCCUCCCCGCCCCCUCCUUCUGUUCUUCUCCUGGCUCGGUGCCCAGCCAGGGGCAGUGGCCAAGUACAGAGACUUAUACCUGGACCGUGGCAUAGAUGUCCUCGUAGUCCGGAGCAAUGUAAUGCACUUCCUGUGGCCUCGAUGGGGGCUCGACUACGGGUUGGAGGUUUUGAAAGUUCUGGAGGAGCCUCAGUUCUCAGAGCGGGCGCUGCUGGUCCACGCUUCCUCUAUCGGUGGCUACACUUUCACCCAGAUGCUCGCCCACGUCAGCCAGGGGCCGAAAAAACACACAGUGCUGGCCCAGAGGGUGAUAGGGCACAUCUAUGACAGCUUAGUGGCUGGCACUCUGGAGCACAUGGCGAUUGGCCUUGGCAAGACUCUGGUGCCACGUUUCGAAGGCUUUGUCAAAAAUGCCGCCAUGCUUUACUUCUGGCUCUUCAAAACCCACACAGCAGAUGUCUAUGACAACAGCAUCCAGGUUUUCAACAACACCCCAAUUACUGCACCAGCCCUCUUCUUCUCCAGUGAAAACGAUCCCCUGUGCAACCUAGUUGUCGUUGAGAAUUGUAUGGACCAAUGGAGGAAGAGGGGCGUGACUGUGGAGAGCAAAAGGUGGAAGGAAUCGAUACAUGCAGCCCACAUGCGAUGCCACCCGGAAGACUACCUCUUGACCUUGGAUAAAUUCUUGAACUCACUGCCCAAUUGCUCAGGCAAUGCGAAACUUUCAACUGAUGCAGGAGUAAAGGUUUAGUUUGACAGUUUUAAAACUGUAAGCUGCUUUAUUAUUUCAAAGAGAAUGCACUUAUUUUAUCUUGCAGCUUUGGAAUUAUUAACAGUAAUUUAAUUUAAGACAUUUGUUCUUUUUGAGCACCCUCAAUUGUAUGACUCUACUGUUGUUGAGAUUACAUUUGGAGUGAUAUGCAAUAUUAAAUAGAUGACUGUGGAGGUUCUGUUAUGUGCUGCUUGUUUUGCACAGGGAUGUUGAUACUGUUGUUACACUUGAUACCAGAGAUCUGGUUUCUGCACAUUAUGUGAAAUAAAACUGUUCCUAGCAGCA
This is a messenger RNA of Dicentrarchus labrax (European seabass), 1722 nucleotides long. RefSeq lists its product as uncharacterized. Gene Ontology annotation, molecular function: serine hydrolase activity. Bases 388 to 1416 code for a protein of 342 amino acids. NCBI's taxonomy places the organism in Eukaryota, Metazoa, Chordata, Actinopteri, Moronidae. The record is from RefSeq and is a predicted model, not a curated record. The transcript has 4 exons.